This is a messenger RNA of Empidonax traillii (willow flycatcher), 3757 nucleotides long. RefSeq names its product pogo transposable element derived with ZNF domain (gene POGZ). The transcript has 17 exons. Gene Ontology annotation, molecular function: RNA polymerase II cis-regulatory region sequence-specific DNA binding; DNA-binding transcription factor activity, RNA polymerase II-specific. The record is from RefSeq and is a predicted model, not a curated record. The annotation marks the transcript as partial. NCBI's taxonomy places the organism in Eukaryota, Metazoa, Chordata, Aves, Passeriformes, Tyrannidae. Gene Ontology annotation, biological process: regulation of DNA-templated transcription.
GAUGGCGGACACGGACCUUUUCAUGGAAUGUGAGGAGGAGGAGCUGGAGCCGUGGCAGAAGAUCAGCGAUGUCAUCGAAGACUCCGUGGUGGAGGAUUACAAUUCCGUGGAUAAAACUGCCACAGGCGGGAACGCCGCGGUGCCGCCGGGGGGGCAGUCCCUGCUGCUGACCCAGAGCCCCACGCCCGCCCUGGGGGCCGUGGUGACCCAGCCCCUGCUGAGGCCCGUGCAGAUCAUGCAGAACGCCAACCACGUGCCCACCCCGCCCGUCACCAGCCAGCCCAUCUUCAUCACCACCCAGGGGUUCCCUGUGAGGAACGUGAGGCCCGUCCAGAACACCAUGAACCAGGUCGGGAUUGUGCUCAACGUCCAGCAAGGGCAGACGGUGAGACCCAUCACCCUCGUGCCAGCCCCAGGUACCCAGUUUGUCAAACCCGCCGUGGGGGUCCCCCAGGUGUUCUCCCAGGUGGCCCAGGUGAGGGCGGGGACGCCGCUGCCCGUCAGACCCGCCCCCAACACCUUCACCACGGUGAUCCCGGCCACGCUGACCCUGCGCAGCACUGUGCCCCAGGCACAGGCCCCCCAGCAGAUGAGCAUCGCCAGCUUCGUGACCGUCAAGAGGCCCGGCGUGACGGGGGAGAACAGCAACGAGGUGGCCAAGCUGGUGAACACCCUCAACACUGUCCCCUCCCUGGGGCAGAGCCCGGGCCCCCUCGUGGUGUCCAACAGCAGCCCCGGAUCCCAGAGAUCCAGCGUGUCGGAAUCCUCCUCCUCCUCCUCGUCGCUCAAAGUCAGCUCAUCCCCGAUUCCCACCUUCGACCUGCAAGACGGUGGCAGGAAGGUUUGCCCCCGGUGUGACGCCCAGUUCAGGGUCACCGAAGCUCUGAGGGGACACAUGUGUUACUGCUGCCCCGAGAUGGUGGAAUUCCUGAAGAAGAGGAAAUCCCUGGACUCGGAGCCCCCCCUGCAGUCCCCCAAACCCCCAUCCCCGGAGAAACCCCCGGCAGGAGCCCCCCCUGCCCCCUGCCCGGCGGUGCCAGCGCUGUCCCCGUGUGCCAAGGGCCCCGAGGGGGGCGAGGGGGGCCCGGACUCUGCCCAGAGCAAGCUCAUCAUGCUGGUGGAUGAUUUCUACUACGGCCGGGACGGGGGCAAGGGCGCCCAACUGCUGCCCUUCCCCAAGGUGCCCACGUCCUUCCGCUGCCCACACUGCACCAAGAGGCUCAAGAACAACAUCCGGUUCAUGAACCACAUGAAGCACCACGUGGAGCUGGACCAGCAGAACGGCGAGGUGGACGUGCACACCAUCUGCCAGCACUGCUACAGGCAGUUCUCCACCCCCUUCCAGCUCCAGUGCCACCUGGAGAACGUCCACAGCCCCUACGAGUCCACCACCAAGUGCAAGAUCUGCGAGUGGGCCUUUGAGAGCGAGCCCAUGUUCCUGCAGCACAUGAAGGACACCCACAAGCCAGGGGAGAUGCCCUACGUGUGCCAGGUGUGCCAGUACCGCUCCUCCCUCUACUCCGAGGUGGACAGUCAUUUCCGGAUGAUCCACGAGGACACCCGGCACCUGCUCUGCCCCUACUGCCUCAAGGUCUUCAAAAACGGGAAUGCUUUCCAGCAGCACUUCAUGAGGCACCAGAAGAAGAGUGUUUAUCACUGCAACAAGUGCAGGCUCCAGUUCCUCUUCGCCAAGGACAAAAUCGAGCACAAGCUGCAGCACCACAAAACCUUCCGGAAGCCCAAGCAGCUGGAAGGAUUAAAACCUGGAACCAAGGUGACAAUCAGGGCGUCCAGGGGACAGCCGCGGACGUUGCCGGUCUCCUCCAACGACAUGUCCCAGGGCAUGGGACAGGACACAGCUCCUCUGUCGUCAUCCUCAGACCCCCAGCCCAUCUUCCUGUACCCCCCUGUCCAGAGGAACGUCCAGAAGAGAGCGGUCAAAAAAAUGAGCGUCCUGGGCAGGCAGACGUGCCUGGAGUGCAGCUUUGAGAUCCCAGACUUCCCAAACCACUUCCCGACCUACGUGCACUGCUCCCUGUGUCGCUACAGCACCUGCUGCUCCCGGGCCUACGCCAACCACAUGAUCAACAACCACGUCCCUCGGAAGAGCCCGAAAUACUUGGCUUUGUUCAAGAACUACACGGCCUGCGGUGUGAAGCUCUCCUGCUCCUCCUGCCUCUUUGUCACCUCCGAGGGGGACUCCAUGGCCAAGCACUUGGUCUUCAACCCCUCCCACGAGUUCAGCAACAUCAUCCUCCAAGGGCCCACUUGGAUAUCACAUUCCAGGCACCUCCAAGCCCAGGACACGAGCCCGCAGCCCCCCUGCCCUCCCUGCUCCCCCGGCCAAGCCGCUACUGUGAAACCCCAGCCCGUGGCUCCUUCCCAAGGCCACCCAGAGCCCGAUCCCACCCCGGCAACCCCGGACAGACCCCUGGAGCAGCAGCCGGAGGAGAAGGAGGAGGAGGAAGAGGAAGAGGAGGAGGAGGAGGGCGCUGUGCAGGAGGAAGAGCAGCCCCCCAAGGAUCCUCUGGAGGCGGCGGGGGGUGCCCUGAGGAAGGAGCAGCUGUCGGUGAAGAAGCUGCGGGUGGUUCUGUUCGCCCUGUGCUCCGACCCCGAGCAGGCGGCCGAGCACUUCCGAAACCCCCCGCGCCGCGUCCGCCGCUGGCUGCGCCGCGCCCAGGCCUGCCAGGGGGAGAGCCUGGAGGGCAAGUACCUGAGCCUGGAGGCCGAGGAGAAGCUGGCAGAGUGGGUGCUGACGCAGCGGGAGCAGCAGCUGCCCGUCAACGAGGAGACCCUGUUCCAGAAGGCCACCAAGAUCGGGCGCUCGCUGGAGGGGGGGUUCAAGAUCUCCUACGAGUGGGCCGUGAGGUUCAUGCUGAGGCACCACCUGAGCACCCACACGCGCCGGGCCGUGGCGCAGCCGCUGCCCAAGGGCGUGGAGGACAGCGCCGGCUCCUUCAUCGAGUUCGUGCAGCGCCAGAUCCACACGCAGGACCUGCCGCUGGCCAUGAUCGCCGCCGUGGACGAGAUCUCGCUGUUCCUGGACGCCGAGGUGCUGGGCAGCGACGACCGGAAGGAGAACGCCCUGCAGACCGUGGGCAACGGCGAGCCCUGGUGCGACGUGGUGCUGGCCAUCCUGGCCGACGGCAGCGUGCUGCCCGCCCUGGUGUUCUACCGGGGCCGCGUGCGGGCGCCCGCCAGCGUGCCCGAGUCCGUCCUGCUGGAGGCCAGGGAGGGCGGCUACGGCGACGACGAGGUGAUGGAGCUGUGGGCGUCCCGCGUGUGGCGCGAGCACGCGGCGUGCCAGAGCGGCAAGGGCAUGCUGGUGCUGGACUGCCACCGGGGCCACCUCUCCGACGAGGUGCUGGCCGCCCUCAGCUCCGCCGGCACCCUGCCCGCCGUGGUGCCCGCCGGCUGCAGCUCCAAAAUCCAGCCCCUGGACGUUUGCGUCAAGAGGACCGUGAAAAACUUCUUGCACAAAAAGUGGAAGGAGCAGGCCAGGGAGAUGGCGGACUCCACGUGCGACUCGGACAUCCUCCUGCAGCUGGUCUUGUGCUGGUUGGCCGAGGCGCUGGAGGUGAUCGGGGACUCUCCCGAGCUGGUGCAGCAAUCCUUCCUGGUGGCCAGCGUCCUGCCCGGCCCCGACGGCACGGCCAACUCGCCGGCGCGCAACGGGGACAUGCAGGAGGAGCUCAUCGCCUCGCUGGAGGAGCAGCUCAAGCUGGGCCACGAGCCCCCCGAGGAGGGGGAGGAGGAG